AUGGCAAAGUCUGAGACUAUUGAUGCCAUCUGGGCUGAGUUCAAGGACAAACCAGCUUACAGAAAUACUUUUUUUUUCAGACACUGGAUCCUGGAUGCUGUCCCCUACAUCGGAAGUUCAGUGUCUGUGAGAUUCAUCAAGGAGAAGUUUUUGGCUGGUGACAUCACUAUUUUUGAGGCUGUUCAGGCUGUGGUUGCCGCUGUGCAUAUGGUGGCUGCUGAUCUGGACACUGUCAAGCUUUUUGAAAGCCUAGCUUUAAACCACAAGAUUCAGACACACCCAGUUCUACGUGAGAUCACCAUGCUUGGUUAUGGUACCAUGGUUUCCAAAUACUGUGUUGAAUAUCCCAACUGCCAUGCUGAACUUGUGAAGCCCAUCCACGAACUUGCUGUUGAGGCUGUUGCUAAUAGGAAAUUUGAGGAACUCUCCAUGCUUCUUAAAGUUCUGGGUAAUGCUGGCCAUCCUGCUAGCAUUAAACCAAUCACAAAGCUCCUGCCCGUGUUUGGAACUGCAGCUGCUGCUCUGCCCCUGAGAGUCCAGGCUGAUGCAGUCUUGGCCCUGAGGAACAUUGCUAAGAGGGAGCCUAGAAUGGUCCAGGAAGUUGCUGUGCAGUUGUUCAUGGACAAGGCUCUCCACCCAGAGCUCCGCAUGCUUGCCUGCAUUGUUCUGUUUGAGACAAAGCCCCCAAUGGGCCUGGUGAUUACUUUAGCUAACAUUCUGAAAACAGAGGAAAAUCUGCAGGUGGCUAGCUUCACCUACUCUCACAUGAAGUCCCUGACCAGGAGCACUGUCCCUGACUUUGCCUCAGUUGCUGCUGCCUGCAAUGUUGCUGUCAAGAUGCUCAGCAACAAAUUUAGAAGAUUGAGCUGCCACUUCAGUAAAGCCCUCCACCUGGAUGCCUAUAGCAGUCCCCAGAGGAUUGGUGCUGCUGCCAGUGCUUUCUACAUCAACGAUGCUGCCACCAUUUUCCCCAGAACCGUCGUGGGCAAAGCUCGCACCUACUUUGCUGGAGCAGCUGCUGAUGUUCUUGAGGUUGGAGUGCGAACUGAGGGCAUCCAGGAGGCUCUUCUGAAAAUCCCCACAGAUCCUGAAAAUGUUGACAGGAUCACCAAGAUGAAGCGUGUCAUUAAGGCUCUGUCUGACUGGAGGUCCCUAACCACAAGCAAGCCCCUAGCCUCCAUAUAUGUGAAGUUCUUUGGACAGGAAAUUGCCUUUGCCAACAUCGACAAGUCCUUCAUCGAUCAGGCACUUCAGCUUGCCAACAGUCCUUCUGCACACGCUUUGGGAAAAAAGGCCUUGAAGGCACUGUUGGCUGGAGCAACUUUCCAGUAUGCUAAGCCCCUGCUGGCUGCAGAGGUGCGUCGCAUCUUCCCCACCGUUCUUGGUUUGCCCAUGGAGCUAAGUUUCUACACUGCUGCUGUCGCUAAAGCAGACCUCAAUGUCCGUGCCACUCUGAAACCUGCUCUGCCUGAAACCUUCCAUGUUGCCCAGCUAUUGAAAACAAACAUUCAGCUACAUGCCGAAGUUAGGCCAAGCAUUGUCAUGCAUACAUUUGCUGUGAUGGGAGUGAACACUGCAUUCAUCCAGACUGCUAUUAUUGCAAGAGCUAAGGUCCACACAAUUGUCCCUGCAAAAUUGUCAGCAGAGCUUGACAUCGCUCAUGGCAACUUCAAGAUUGAAGCUUUACCUGUUUCCGCUCCUAAAUAUAUUGUUGCCACACACAUUGAGACCUUUGCUGUGGCAAGAAAUGUGGAGGAUUUCCCAGCUGAGAGAAUAACUCCCAUGAUUCCUGCCCAAGGAGUAGCAAGAAGCGCACAGCAGUCCAGGGAGAAGUUUACAUCUAUGAUUGCAGCCUCUGCUGCCUCUUUUGCUGGAAGUUUGUCAAGAUCUUCCGAGAUCAUCUAUUCUGAUUCGCCAUCCAAGUUCAAGCCCAUCACACGGAUUGAGGAGACAAUCUGUGUCGAAAGGCUUGGAGUCAAUGCAUGCUUUGAAUUUGAUUCUGAGAAUGCUGCCUUCAUCAGAAACACUCUUUUCUACAAAAUGAUUGGAAAGCAUUCAGUCCUUAUUUCUGCGAAACCAUCAGCAUCUGAACCCGCCAUCGAGAGGCUGGAGUUUGAAGUGCAAGUUGGACCCAAGGCUGCAGAAAAGAUUAUCAAAGUCAUCACCAUGAACGAAGAGGACGAAGCUCCAGAGGGAAAAACUGUACUGUUGAAGCUCAAGAAAAUUCUGGUGCCUGAUCUGAAGAAUUCCUCCAGUUCCAGCAGCUCUCGUUCCAGCAGCUCUCGCUCUAGUAGUUCCCGCUCUAGCAGCAGCUCUUCCAGCUCCUCCAGCACUCGCCUCUCCAAGCCUUACGACCCCAACGACGACAACCCCAACGACCGCAAAUUCAACAGGUAUCACAAGGACUCUCAAGCCACCUCCAAUAUAAUCUCCAGAAGCAAGAGCAGUGCCUCUAGCUUCCAUGCCAUCUACAAGCAGGCCAAAUUCCUUGGCAAUACUCUCGCCCCUAAGGUGACCAUCCUCUUCCGUUUAGUGAGAGCUGACGAUAAGAAUGAGGGAUACCAGGUUACUGCUUACUUGAACAAAGCUACUUCCAGACUGCAGAUCAUUCUGGCUGCCCUUGAUGAGAACGACAACUGGAAACUGUGUGCUGAUGGUGUUGUGCUCAGCAAACACAAAGUCACUGCCAAGAUUGCUUGGGGUGCAGAGUGCAAGGAAUAUAACACCUUUAUCACUGCUGAGACUGGUCUUGUUGGUCCAAGCCCUGCAGUUCGUCUGAGGUUGUCUUGGGACAGACUCCCCAAGGUUCCCAAGGCUGUUUGGCACUGUGUUAGGAUCGUGUCUGAAUACAUCCCUGCGUACAUCCCAUCUUACCUGGCUGAAUUGGUUCCAAUGCAAAAAAACAAAAAUAGUGAGAAACAGAUUCAAUUAACUAUGAUUGCAACAUCUAAAACGACCCUGGAUGUCAUUCUGAAAGCACCCAAGAUGACACUGUAUACACUGGGUGUGACCCUCCCCUGUUCUCUGCCCAUUGGGUCUGAGACUGAUCUUACUCCCUUUGAUGACAACAUUGUUAACAAAAUCCACUACUUGUUUUCUGAUGUCAACGCAGUUCAAUGUAGCAUGGUCAGAGACACAUUGACCACAUUUAACAACAGGAAGUACAAGACCAAGAUGCCUCUCUCUUGCUACCAAGUUUUGGCUCAGGAUUGCACCAUAGAGCUCAAAUUCAUGGUCCUGCUGAAGAAGGAUCACGCAUCUGAACAAAACCACAUCAAUGUGAAAAUCUCUGACAUUGAUAUCGACCUGUACACUGAGGACAAUGAUGUGAUAGUGAAGGUCAAUGGAAUGGAAAUUUCCAACGACAACCUCCCAUACCAGGACCCCUCAGGUUCUAUCAAGAUCAAACGGAAGGGUGAAGGCGUGUCUCUCUAUGCCCCAAGCCACGGUCUCCAAGAAGUCUACUUUGAUAAGGACUCAUGGAAGAUUAAAGUUGUGGACUGGAUGAAGGGACAGACCUGUGGACUCUGUGGAAGGGCUGAUGGCGAAGACAGACAGGAGUACCGUACACCCAGUGGCCGCCUGACCAAGAGCUCAGUCAGCUUUGCCCAUUCCUGGGUGCUUCCUUCUGAGAGCUGUCGUGAUGAGUCUGAAUGCCUCAUGACGUUCGAGUCUGUGAAGCUGGAGAAGCAGGUGAUUGUUGAUGCCCAGGAGUCCAAAUGCUACUCUGUUGAGCCUGUGCUGCGCUGUCUGCCUGGAUGCCUCCCAGUGAGAACCACCCCCAUCACCAUCGGUUUCCACUGCCUGCCCGUCGAUUCCAACCUGAACCGCUCUGAAGGUCUGAGCAGCAUCUAUGAGAAGAGUGUGGACCUGAGCGAGAAGACAGAAGCCCAUGUGGCCUGUCGCUGCUCUGAGCAGUGCAUUUAGUGCUCUGGUGGAGCAGAUACUGUAACUUUUAUAACAGAAAAUAUGUCAUUUCACAUCACUGAGAUGUAACCUACAACAUUAUUGAACACUCAAAUUGUAAUAAAUCCAACUGUGCAUUCAAAGAUGGUCUCUGAU
Molecule: messenger RNA, 4062 nt
Organism: Salvelinus namaycush (lake trout)
Lineage: Eukaryota; Metazoa; Chordata; Actinopteri; Salmoniformes; Salmonidae
Product: vitellogenin-like
Exons: 27
Coding region: 1-3927 (1308 amino acids)
Biological process (GO): lipid transport
Molecular function (GO): lipid carrier activity
Source: RefSeq, a predicted model, not a curated record